This is a messenger RNA of Daldinia caldariorum, 3525 nucleotides long. Its product is annotated as RNI-like protein. Bases 1 to 3525 code for a protein of 1174 amino acids. The record is from RefSeq and is a predicted model, not a curated record. The transcript has 4 exons. Lineage: Eukaryota; Fungi; Ascomycota; Sordariomycetes; Xylariales; Hypoxylaceae.
AUGGAGCAUGUUAUGGAUGUGAGCUGGAUGACGCAUGGAAAAGACAACUGGAGCAACCAUGGUGUCAACUGGAAUUCUUCCAACCAUAUUGAAGACUCCUCGAAUCGCCCGAAACCUCCAACCCCAAGCAAAUCAAAUGGUAAAACAGAUGAUUCCCCCUUAACGCAUACCACCCUAUCUCCACCGACGGUCCCACCGGCUGCGAGUAAGCCGAUACCUCAGCGUAUGGGUAGGGCGAGGAGUCAAUCCGUCGAAGGAUCGCAAGGCCAAAAUGGAACGCCACCGCAAAGGAGAGGCUCAUGGUUUUCCAAUAUCUCGUCUAAAUUCUCUACCUCUCCAGCCAAUGGAAAUACCGCGUCUCCUGCCACUACGAAGUCCGACGACGACGAAGUAGCUCCUCUACCUAAGAUCACGCCAAACAAGAAUGCAGUACUCCCCCAUGCGUCGCGACAGACCGGCGAUGCUCCGUAUAUACCCGCGCCUCCAAAAACGACUCAGCCUGGCUUCUUAGGGGUUUUUCGCCGCUUGUCAUCUUCGAGUAGUGUCAUCGCGCCUGGCUCUAGAGCUAGCCAUGGCCUCGUGGAGCGGAGAAUUCUUAAUAUCGACAAGCAUAGAGAGAGGUGUCGGGUGAACGAGCUAUGCCAAGCAAAACUUCGUCGCGUCGCAUUCUGCGUUGAUGUCGAGAUUGCGCCCAUGCCUAAGUAUACGGAAGAAGAAACAGCGGCGCCCAAUAAGCCCGUCGAUAAAACACAGAAAAAGAAGAUCACGGAAAGGGGCGAAGGUGAAGCUUUAAAAAACCCAAGGGCGCUGGAAGAGCAGAAGGAAAACAUUGGAGUAGUCAAGGCGACUGGAGAAACCCUGCCAAAGGAGCCUAAGAAAGAGGGUAGCCAAGUGGCGAACGGAGAUCCAAAGGGAAACGAUGCUACUACAGAAAACGACAAGCCUGUAAAAGAAAAGGAGACUACCCGUAAGAAGGAAAAGAAGAAGAAGAGCGAGGCAGAACGAAAGGCCAAGAAAGAGCAGAAGCGCAGAGAAGCUCUCGAGAAGGGAACAAUUCCUAUGGAAUUAUAUUUCGAUAGUGACAGCUCAACAGAUGAAGUCUCGAUACGGUCCGGAACGCAAAAAACGCAGCUAGCGCCUACGACGAACCCUGGUAGGAUAUAUCGCCGUUGUUGUCAGCUUCGAGAGACGGAUAUUCUUACCAAGAUUACCUUACAAUUCCCCAAGAGCACCGAGUCUUGUCAGAAUGGUAUAGUGGAGAAGCUAGACCUUACCGGAUAUUUUAUGUCGCUACCCGACUUGGUCACGUUAGGGGAUUUCCUUGCCGUUGUUCCUGUUAAGGAGGUUAUUUUGGAAAACUGCGGAUUAACCGACGAGGGUGUUCGUGUUAUCCUCGCCGGACUCCUAGCGGCUCGGAAAACAACGAACACUAGACACCGGCGAUGCUGUACUAAACCCGCUGACUUGGCGGAGCAAGGUGGCGUCGUGGAGAGGCUCGUGCUCAAGAACAACAACAAGAUUACCAUCGAAGGCUGGAAACAUAUUUGCCUCUUUAUUCAUAUGUGCCAUUCUAUUAAAUAUCUUGAUAUCUCGAGUUUACCGUUUCCUACGCCUGUAGAACCUACAAAGACGUCCAUCAGCCAUCAUUUGCAUCAUAGCACUGGACACAAUGCUUCUUCUUCUCCAAUCGACUUAUCCCUCCUACUCUCUAAGGCAAUCGGGGAACGUCUGGCUGGCCCCGUAUUGGAACUUCUCAACAUCGGCUCUACCGGCUUGACGGCAAACCAACUAGGUGCAAUCAUCGACGGAAUUCUCAAAUCGGGAGUGAAAAGGCUAGGAUUAGCCAAUAACAACCUUGACGCGCAAGGUGCUCAACAUGUGGCGAGAUAUCUGCGCAAUGCGAAAUGCGAGGGAAUUGACCUUGGUGGCAACGAUUUACGAGACCAUAUCGCUGAUAUUGCCGAGGCUUUUGAUGAAAAUGACGAAUUAUGGGCUAUGAGCCUGGCUAAUUGCAAUUUAAUACCGGCUUCCUUAUGCAAGAUCCUUCCCAAGUUGGCGAAGCUCCCUAACCUCAAGUUCCUCGACUUGUCACACAAUCGCGCGCUCUUCGAGUCUGAGCCUAAUGCCAUGGGAUUGCUUCGCAAAUACCUACCUGAGAUGGAUAGCCUAAGGAGGUUGCAUCUCGCAGAUGUUUCGUUGUCUUCUGAGCAAGUAAUUUCUCUUGCUGAGAUUUUGCCCGAAAUUAAGGCCUUAGCGCAUAUCAAUUUACUCGAGAAUUCGGCUAUCGUUAGUUUAGCCGAUGCUCGGAGUGAAGAGGGCCAGGAAGAAGCAUGCGCGGUAUAUGCCUCGCUUCUGGCUGCCGCCCGUGUCUCGAGGUCAUUGAUCAAGGUCGAUAUAGAUAACCCCAGCCUCGAGUCGGGUGAAAUUGUCAAGGCGCUAGCAAACCGCGUAGUAGUGUACUGCAUGCGUAACAUGCAGGGCGUGCCAGAUAUUCGAGACUCGGCCGGCGAGGACGGGCAGCAAGAGAAGUUACCAGAGGUGCUUCGACAUCUUGUGGGCCACGAAGAAGAUUCUCCCUUUGUGGACCCGGAUAGUGAUAUCGAGCCGGCUCCUGAUGAGGAUUAUGUCAUUGGCGGUACGGGUGUUGUAAAGGCUUUAGCAUGCGUCUUGAAGAACCGAGGAGACGAUACUAGACGGCCUUCAAGUGAAUUUAUUAGAGACAUCGAAUCUGGUACCUCGACGCCCCAAACUCGUCUACCUCCAGGGAAGGUCAAGGAUAUGUCCAAAUAUUUGCUUAUUAGCGCGAGGAAAAUUCGUGCUCGGCUACAGCCGGCCCUGGCUAUGGCCAAAGCAUCUUCCAACGAGGACAUCCACAAUUAUCACCGUCUCAUAUUCCUCGACCAGACAAUUGAAGGCAUCAUAAAACGCUUCGAAGAUGAGUUCCCAGAGACGCGUCAAAUGUCGUUGGAGGUCGGCCCUCCAGAUCAGACCACUACUGCAUCUGAGCCCAGUCGUACUUCGUUCUCCUCUGCCGAGGUCGAUGCAGCUCUAUUAUCAGAUACCGAGGAUAUGGAAACCGAGGUUCGCUCACCCCAGUCUCGAUCCCGAUCCAAUUCUAUCAUCUCUCACAGCUCGAAAGCGCUCGUUCAAGAGGAAGGCCGAGCCUUUCGUUUUAACCAAAUAUUCCGUUCGGGUCUUAUCAAGCCGGAACAUUACGAUCUACUCACUAGCUCCGAGAAGGUUGGAAAUGACCCUAGCCAUAUAACGGUAGUCACGAGUAUAAUGGACGAAUUAAUGGGAGAAGACGAAAUAAUCAAGAAGGACAUUCAAGAAAAGGGGCCCGUCCGCGCGUUCCAGCAGCACAGGGAAGAAAUAGUCAAGAGGUUACGCGAAGAAGACCCGUUGUACUGGGAGAAAUUCGUCGAGUCGCAAGAGAAGGCGAGGGCUAACAUCCAGAUGGAUACCAAAAACGGGGUCCCGCAAUCGCAGGAGUGCGCCGUCGACGAGGAAGCUAUUGCGGAUUAA